Molecule: messenger RNA, 3133 nt
Organism: Tachysurus vachellii
Lineage: Eukaryota; Metazoa; Chordata; Actinopteri; Siluriformes; Bagridae
Gene: foxp1a
Product: forkhead box P1a
Exons: 17
Coding region: 153-2051 (632 amino acids)
Biological process (GO): regulation of transcription by RNA polymerase II
Cellular component (GO): nucleus
Molecular function (GO): DNA-binding transcription repressor activity, RNA polymerase II-specific; RNA polymerase II cis-regulatory region sequence-specific DNA binding
Source: RefSeq, a predicted model, not a curated record
UUGUUUACAUUGUAGUGCGUCUUGCUCUGCGGUUUCAGUAGCGCGAGGCAGCGCGAGCUGCGUGUGAAUCUGUUCCUGCUAUAUAACUACGAAACAAACCUCUCCAACAAAGUUUUGCCAAUACUUCUGUUAAACAAACUCCACUCCGCGACAUGCAGGAAUCCAAGACGGAUCAAGCAGACAACAGCAUUUCAGCUGGUCAGGAGCAACUGAGCUUGGGUGUGGAGCAAGUGACCAAUGAGACACCAGUAAAAGCAUCUACACCCAACAUACACCAGAUACAACAGGCACUUCAAGUUGCUCAACAACAGCAACAGCAGAGUGGGGAGAAGUCCCAGAAGAGUGUGGAGAAGGAGCCAGAAACCCAGGUGCCGGUAUCGUUGGCCAUGAUAACCCCUCAGGUGAUCACGCCUCAGCAGAUGCAGCAAAUCCUUCAGCAGCAAGUUCUGAACCCUCAACAGCUCCAGGUGCUUUUACAGCAACAACAGGCUCUGAUGUUGCAGCAGCAACAGCUCCAGGAGUUCUACAAGAAGCAGCAGGAUGAACUCCGGCUGCAGCUCCUCCAGCAGCAGCACACUGGAAAACCUAGCAAAGAGCAGCAGAUGCUUGCCCAGCAGAUGGCUGUCCAGCAGCAGCUCCUCUCUCUUCAACAGCAGCAUCUGCAGAGGCAAGGACUGCUGACUCUCCCAGCCACAGCACUCACCUCCCUGCCCCAGAGUCUGAUUCCUGCAGAGCUGCAGCAGCUGUGGAAAGAUGUGACAGAGGUUAGAUCAGAGGAAAAGAGCAGUGGCGACAAGUCACCCUCUUCUUCUAAAGCACCUGGUCUUAACCAGCACCCCAGUACCAAUGGACACCACACGCCUCGGCCAAUCAGGAGAGAGAGUUCACAGGAGGCUCAGAGCAAUCACCCACUCUAUAGCCACGGUGUGUGUAAGUGGCCUGGCUGUGAGGCUGUGUUAGGAGACUUCCAGUCAUUCCUGAAGCAUUUAAACAGCGAGCAUGCGCUGGAUGACAAGAGCACAGCUCAAUGCAGAGUUCAGAUGCAGGUUGUUCAACAGCUUGAACUGCAGCUAGCAAAAGACAAAGAACGUCUCCAGGCCAUGAUGGCCCACCUCCAUGUGAAAUCUACUGAGCCUAAACCAACUCCACAGCCAGUGAAUUUGGUUUCCAACCUCACACUGGCUAAGGCCUCUGCUCCCAAGCCCACUCCCAUGAGCCUUUCCCAGAGUGCUACAGCACCAUCAACACCUCUCACACCACUCCCUCAGACACCCAGUGUCAUCAUCCCCAGCAGCCUGCAUGCCAUGGGUCCUAUUCGCAAACGUUACUCUGACAAAUGCAACCUGGCUAUGGACCAAGACAUUGUGCAGAAUAAGGAGUUCUAUUUGAGCACUGAAGUCAGACCCCCAUUUACAUAUGCAGCAUUGAUAAGGCAGGCAAUAUUUGAGUCCCCAGAAAAGCAGCUAACUCUAAACGAAAUCUACAACUGGUUCACUCGAACCUUUGCAUAUUUCAGACGCAAUGCAGCGACAUGGAAGAAUGCAGUACGGCAUAAUCUCAGUCUCCACAAGUGCUUUGUGAGAGUGGAGAAUGUGAAAGGAGCUGUUUGGACUGUGGAUGAAAUGGAGUUUCAGAAAAGACGACCUCAGAAGAUCACUGGAUCACCUUCUUUGGUGAAGAACAUCCAGUCAAGUCUGGGCCAAAGCCCUGCUCUGUCUGCUCUCCAAGCUGCGAUGGCCGACAGCAGCCUGCCUCUGUACGGUUCGGCCUCUAUCGGAGGCUCCGGCCUCAAGUCUCUGGCCAGCAUGAUGCAUGAAGAACUGAGUGCUCAUGAGCAUGACGACGACUCUCACAGUGACUCCAGCCUUGAUCUGUCUCCUAUGUCUGCUCUACAACAUGCUGGACUAAAAGGGCAGCAGAUGGAGAGGGAGUAUUUGGAAAGCUCCAUGUCUCCAGAGAUGGGAGACGGACACAGCCCUGAUAUUGAUCACGACGCGGAUUAUCCCGAAGAGCACGAGCCACACGCUGCUCAUCCCAUUGCGUUUUCUUGAAGUCCAGCUAUUCCGCAGCCACAUAACCAGCUAAUCAGUGUACCAGCAGACUCAGAGAAUGUCCACAUAUUCCACUUGGGAACAAACUAUUUAUUCGUGGAGCUACCUGUCAUUUCUUUUGUAUGCAGGGGAUUGACCUCAACGGUACUAAAGGGCUCCUCUGUGUCGAGCUCAUAUACAUAACGUUUAGCCCAUAGACUAGCAGACGAUGUUCAGGGCUAUUUAGCAAUUGCUUAUGUGUUUUGAGUCUACAUUUUAAAAUAAGCACUACACACUACCUAGACGCAGAACCUAAUCACUGUAAUCAGGUGAUUUAUGUUAUGAUUAUCACAAGAACUAUUUUUGACACUAGAAGCACCUAGGACCAGGUUUUGUUCAGUUUUACUGUAGUAUGUGUAGGAACUCUGGGAACUUUAAUUCACCCUGCGUAUGAGUCUUCUCACAUCUGAUAAACUGUUUUUAAUCACCACUGCCUCAAAAUGAUGUGGUUAGUCACCAUCUAGAGUCACAUCUGACCUAAAGUAUGUGCCUGCCCAUUAAUUAUAGGUUUGCUCACUGAAAUUGUGAAUGUCUUUUGAACUUUGCUUUCUUUUUUUCAGUCCUAGUACAACCAAAACCAAAGGGGAACAUUUUAUAACCAGCACUUGAUGAAUGUUUUUUUUUUUUUUUUUUUUUGUAAUUAUUAGAUACUGAUUUUUUUUUCCUUCCCAUUUAUUUGUAUAGAAUGUUAUGAUAUUAAAUUACAUCAAAACAUCCCAAAAGAUUAGCCAAAAUGUUCGUUCUGUUGAUGGGGUUACAGUGAUUUAAAGCAAAUGUCUCUGUAUUUGUGUGGAACAGCGUUUCUGGGUCGUCUCUUGGUUGGUGUCAUUCCCCUGUUAUAGGUAUCAACCACAGUUACCAAAGAUUGUAAAUUGCUUUUUAUGAUACAUACUUUGUUUACAUGGUCCCUUUUGAUAUACCCGCAACUGAAAUGUUUGCCUUACAGCUAAAUCGGGACUCGGUGGACUGUGCUGUGUCCUUAACGUUGCAUGGAAUGUGUAAUGUUUAAAUCUGAUUGGACAUAAAGUUUCAAAAAAAGUAUG